GCAAUUAAAGAAGGCAACAGCUCUACCAACUGCGCCACUGUGCAGCCCCCAUGAGAAUCCAAUAAAGUACAUGGAACGAAAAACUGUGAAAGGUUUCAAGACAGCCAGUUCUUUACUACAUUAAAGUUGUUUAACAAAACAUAUUUAUAAGAAACAAUGAAAUUUGCCAACCCCCCAAACCAAAUGAGAGCUUCUGUACUGAUGUCUAACAUUUUUCCCAUUGACAUCAAGACAAAUGGGUAUUUAACAAAUGUUUGUUUAAUUUAUUUCUGCAAGCUGUAACCCUUCUCUUGUAGAUUUAUAAUGUCAAAAUACACUUUAAAAUGCCAACAGCAGUUAUAGCCAUGCCACUGAUGAGAAGGUGUUGAUGUAUGUCUUACUGUUUUAAUAAAUCCCAAACCCAUCCACCAGCAAGGCGUUAGAUCUUGCUGGUGGCAAAACGCUGUCAGAAGAGCUUUGACAGCGUAAAGCUCUUUUUCUUAUUUUAGGACAUUUAAAAGGAAUAUGAAAAAAGAGAUUUGAAAUUAUUUGCAGGAGAAGAAGAUUGAUCCUGUCAGAGGCCCGACCACAACACAGCAAAUAUGUUUCUCAGAUGACUUCAUGUAAGCACUGGGAGACGUCUGACAGAUGACCUGGGCUGAUACCAGAGAAUCAAGGCUAUUUUCUGUCAGCGAGGAUCAAACCGGAUCAAAGCCGGAGUCGGAGAGAAAAGACAACGGGACACGUGGCGUGGCCAGAUGGAGAGGUGUGAAGGCCCAACAACGGACUGACUGAUUGACAGACUGACUGACAACUCGGUCUAUAUUCAGACACAAAGCCAACGAGAGAGAAGAAGAAAGAGAAAGAGACCUCUGGUAGAAAACUGUCACCAUCUGAGUAAACAACCAACAACUUGCUUCCUUCCUCACACAGCAGGACAGAAGCUUUAAAAUUCACUGGAUGGAGAGAGUGUUGUGAUUUCUCCAUAUCUGGUCUGGGUGUUAAAAACACAUGAUGUGAUACUUGUUCUGAUAAGCUCCUUAGGUGAUGAUGACCUGCACCGUUCUUUCAGCUAAACACCUUUUUAAUUGUGUGAGCAGUUUAGGAUUUUCACUGUUCUUUUCCUUUACGAAUCCUGGGAAAGCAGAGCCAGGCUAGUAUUCAGUCUAGUACUCUUUUAGAGUAAAUCUCAACUACGUCAUUAUUGCUCCCGUUAGUGGCUGAGAUGUACUGGGCAGGUUUAAUUUAAAUUCUAAUUCAAACAUACCUUAUUAACCACAGAGUGAAAUUAACUGGAAAUCCACCUGCAUGGAUUUCCAGCAGCAGUCUGUGUUACAACAUUUCCAGAAAAGCCUCUGAGAAGAGCUGUUGCUACAGUCUCAUAAAGAGGAUCCUCAGGGUUGUUUGGCAUUUUAUGAAGAAUCAUUCUUUGCCCAAUAAUCUCCAGAGGUUCCACAACAUUUUUUUUCUCUCGAUGUUGUUGCGUUAGAAACAGCUUUUCCAAAACUGCAGCUGUCCAGAGGUGUUCCGGAUUUGGCGGUCAUUAGAUUCUUCAACAGCUAAGAGAUUAGCAGCAAAUUUGACAUUUCAAGGCCACCGUGACUCAUCACCUCCAGAGCCCAAACCCUUUUCUACAGAAAAAUAAUCACCUUUUUUGUUGGUUUGAAAUAAAUUUCAAAGAAUAAAAGUAGCAUUUAAAGGGUUUCAAUCUUGAAAAACAUUACAUUUUAAUUGCUUAAAAAAAAACACGAAAAAACAAAGAUGUACAAUAAUUUAAUAGCUGUAUUUUUGGUGUUUGUUUUUUUUUUUUUGCCAUAAAGAUGUUAAGAGCCUUUUAGGAGGGCACAAGGAGUAACUUGCAAAUAUUACCAAUUUUUAUAUGACCUGUGUGGCUCAGGAUGCAUUUCUGUUGUACUGCUUAGUUGGCCCAGACUGACUUUUCUCAUGCAUUUUACAUAUUUAUUUCAUAGGGAUCGGUGGCACAGGAUAAACAGUGAAAGAAAAAAAUAGCAUCAAGUCAAGACUGGCAAACUUUAUAAAUUACUGGCUUCAAAUUAAAGGUUCACUUCAGAGGCAGUAUCGAGACUUUCCUGACCUUCAUUUAUUAAUAUCUAGAUCAAAAUGUAAAUACUUAGCAUGAACAAAGAUAUAUGGAACAGUUUGAGAUUUAUUACAUCUUGACAUGCAGAAUAUUUUUGGGCAUCAGGAAAGCAUACACAUUGAUUUGGGCUCACCUAUCCAGAAAAGAACCAAAACAUUUUAUUUUUAGUUUAUGUGAUAAGACAGUCAUGCAGGAAUGAAUGACUGACGAGAGAUCCACGUGUCUCAAACUCCCCCGCAGACAUGACUAAAACGCGUCCGGUGACCUCGUCGCCUCCCAGCAGCUCGAGAUCAUCCCCACAACAAACCACGUUAAAAGCGAGGCUUCCGUUUUCAACGCACAAAAAGACUAAAAUAUGUGCACGUAUAGCUGCUGCGCUGCGUACCCCUCUCACACACCGGAUUCAAUCAGCACUUCAAUGGCUGCGUGAGCACGUGACGACACAACAUCAAAGGGACGGAGGGGCGAGACUCAAACCCAGCGUGUGGGCGUGCCGCGGCGAGCGUGCGCUCGGGGUGUGGGGACCGACGCCCGGCGAGGAGCUUCAGCCAACCACAGCAGAGCCCGAUUGGCCCGCGGGAGAGAAACCGAGAGAGGGAGGGACGGGUAGGAGGGAAGAACCUCAGAUAAAUACCCAACUUCAUCUGGAGGUCAGGAGGACUUGGAUCCGGAGGGAGAUAACGCUGCGCCGUUAACAGACUUUAAAAGUUUCCCUGCGGAGAUGGAUUGAUUUAGUGAUCCGAACUGGUUCUGUGCGUAAAUUUGGGGGCGAAUCUGGAAGCAGCCGCCUGUUUCUGAAAGAAACGAUGGAGAUCCAUGAUCUGCGCUCAUUCAGUCCACCCAUGAGCGAGCGAUCGUCUCCGGGAGGGCUCCGUGCGCUUUAACAGGACUUCGCCUCUCUCCGUAUAGAAUGCUGUGUUUGAUUCGGACCCGGCUGACACACACGUCCCAGUAACAGCUACAACAUGAGGAGCCGUGGUGGGUUUCGAAGCUCGGCCGGACUGUCAGCGGUGCGCUCCUGCCUGCUGCUGCUCUUCAUCCACAUGAGCGCUCCGGUGGAGGCGCGGCGAGUGCGCGGCGGCCGCGCUCAGACCCGGCGGAUCCAGCAGCAGCAGCCGCAGCAGCCGCAGCAGACUCCGGAGCAGCAGCGGGUGGAAGGACCGGAGAGCUUCCCACUAGACUUCACAGCCGUGGAGAGCAACAUGGACAACUUCAUGGUGCAGGUUAAGAACCUGGCGCAGUCGCUGUACUCCUGCUCUGCGCAAAAGCUGGAUCAAGACAUGAAGCUGCACCUCUUGAGUAAUUUGUCGGUGACCUGCAACGACGGUUCAUCAUCGGGGUUCUACAUCAAGGAGUCCAAAGGCAGCAGGAGGUGGCUUCUCUUCCUGGAAGGUGGGUGGUACUGCUUCAACAAACAGACCUGCAGCAGCAGAUAUGAGACCAUGAGGAAUCUGAUGAGCUCCACCAAGUGGCCACAGAGCAGAAGAGGAACAGGAAUUCUGUCUCCAGAUCCAGAGGAAAACCCUCACUGGUGGAAUGCCAACAUGGUUUUUAUUCCUUAUUGCUCCAGCGACGUGUGGAGUGGAGCCACGCCAAAGACCGAGCACAGUGAUUAUGCCUUCAUGGGCUCUCUGAUUAUCAAGGAGGUGGUGAAGGAGCUGCUGACUAAAGGUCUGGACAAAGCCAAGGUUCUGCUCCUGGCAGGCAGCAGUGCGGGCGGUACCGGCGUCCUGCUGAACGUGGACGGCGUCGCCGAGCAGCUGCAGGCGGCGGGCCACAGGGGGGUGCGGGUCAGGGGGCUGGUCGACUCUGGGUGGUUCCUGGACAACAAACAGUACAAAACCACCGACUGCCUGGACACCGUCAGCUGCGCCCCCACUGAGGCCAUAAAGAGAGGCGUCAGGUACUGGGGUGGACUGGUACCAGAGAACUGCAGGCAGGCUCACGUAGGGGAGGAGUGGAGCUGCUUCUUGGGAUAUAAAGUCUACCCGACGUUGAAAAGCCCGGUGUUUGUGAUCCAGUGGCUGUUUGACGAGGCUCAGCUGACCGUCGAUAACAUCCACCUGACCGGGCAGCCCCUUCACGAGGCCCAGUGGAGGUACAUCCAGAACCUGGGUCAGGAGCUGAGGAGCACGCUGCGAGACAUACCAGCCAUGUUUGCUCCAGCCUGUCUGUCUCACGAACUCAUCACCAGGACGUACUGGAUGGACAUUCAGGUGAAAGGCACGUCUCUGCCCAGAGCGCUCCACUGCUGGGACCGCAGCCUCCAGAGCACCCUGCACCUCAACAGCAGCCACGGCCUGAACAAGCACCGGACUCCCCCGUCCAGGGGAUGCCCCUUUCAUCUGAUGGACAGCUGCCCCUGGCCGCACUGCAACCCGUCCUGCCCGACCAUCAGAGACCAGCUGACGGGACAGGAGAUGAGCGUGGUCCAGUUCCUGAAGCACAUGGGCUUCGACGUGCAGAAGAUGGCCCAGCAGCAGGGAAUGGACGCCAAGAGGCUACUGGGCAUGCUCAGUAACGGAAGCUGAGCUGCUCGGUCGUACCUAAACGAGCGCAGUUGUAGCUGUUGGAGGCCAGUCUUUAUAAGCACAUGGAUGAAAUAAGAGGGGGAAAAAGGAACCUCUUCUUACGUUGAGGUCUUGGUGACAAACUGAACAAUGUGAACAGUCACAAGUGCCUCGUUUAUUUUUGAAGACGUGCAAGUCGUGUACAACCAAACCAGAAAGUUUGAGCUGUUGGAAAGCUUCAUAUGGGAUCAGCAUAGAGAUGAACUCAGAGGAGGCGGGUACAGCGAGUAUAACACAGGAGCGUCUCAAUGUAAAUUAAUUUAUUUUCUUAACCCAAAGUAUGAAACUCAUUCCACACAUUUGUUAGUCAGUGAUAGAUUUCAAGUGCUUCCUUCUUUCCCCGUUUCCUUUUGCAUGAAUUACUGCAUCAAUGCGGCGCAGCAUGGAGGAGUUUCUAAUGGAGGGCCAGGUAGAUUUGACAACGGCCUUCAGCCCAUUCAUCUUCGUCUUGACAUUACAUACAUUCUCUAUGAGGUUAAAGGUCCGGGGAGUUUGCUGACCAAUCGAGAACAGGAACAGCAUGGUCACUGAUCCAGCUUUUGGUACCACAUGCGGUUUGGACAGGGGCCGAGUCCUGCUGGAAAAUGAAAUCAGCAUCGCCAUAAAGAUUGAGCAGAAGGAAGCAUGAAAUUCCCUGAGACUUCCUGGCAGAGGCUGCGUUGACUCUCGACUUCAGCGGGGUUUCUGCAGGUUUCACCAAAUCAAAAUUAAGACUUUUUAAGAUCACUCUGACUUAAAUUUAAGACCUGCAUCACGACAGAAAAUAAAAUAAAUUGUAUGUGUUUGCAACAGAAGUGAGCCAAUGGGUAAGAUGAACUUCGUCCAGCCAACUGGUGAGACAUUUGCACUGAGCCAUGUUGGACGUUAAAAAGUUAGCUAGCGUUAGCAGCUAGUUACCGCUAGCUGCAACCAGCUUGAGUCACAGAACGCAGUGACCACGUCCGCAUGCAAUUCAGCUUUGCAUAAUAGUAAACUCCUGAGAAAAAAGAAAACUACACAGAACAAAUAGUCCUUUCACGACAAACUUUAAAACCUCCGAUUAACGUAUUUGAGACCUACUUUUUUUUUCCCAAUAAAUUUGAAAAAUUUUAAGGCCUUAUUUUUAGAAACAUGAAUUUAAUACAUUCUGAGGAUGAACGGACACUCUGCUUCACAAUUCCAACAAGCUGCACUUCUCUCUGUUGUUUGUGAACUCUUCUUACUUCCACAGUUUUCCUUCCAAUAAACUUUCCAAUAAUAUGUAAAAUAACAUAUGAAAAGAUUUUUUUUUUUUUUAUUGAUCUUAUGCUUCAUUCAAAUGUUCAGAGAAAUUGAUCUUGUGUUUUCAUAUCUGUGAGCCACAAUCAGGAAAACUAACAGAAAUGAAUGCUUGAAAUGUAUCACUCUGAGGGAAAUCUCUACAGAAGAUGAGUUUCACUUUUUGAUAAGAAAAAAAGCAUUUAUAUUCUUAACUAUUGGGGAGACACCAGUAUAUGCAAUAACCUGAACUUCAUACCCUCAUGUAGAGGUAACACAACGACAGCUGUCUUCAGCAGCCGGAGGGGUUCUAAUGGGAAACCACCGAACUGGAAACCAUUCCCAGUUUGACGUGGACAUUCCCAGUAUACUGUGGUCAGGGGAACGAGGUGGGCCAGAAAAAUUUCACUGAUUCCUCUGCUCACUAAAUAUGCUGCUUUUUCUCCAUGUAAAAAAUAAUUUAAUGGGAAUUAUUUACUAAUAAAAACAAAAUCUAACUCUGUUCUUGUGCCUACAGUUCACUGUACUAUUUAUUUUUUUAUUGCUCAAAUCUAGGAAAUUUUUAUAUCAAGUCUACUUUUUAUUUGCAUGUUUGUAAUAAAUACCUGUAUGCUUGUGGAUCAAUUACUGUUUUGUUUUUUAAAAAAAAGGUAUUUUCAUAAACUGUAUUCUGCUCACCUAUUUAAGCAAAAAUAAAUACAGAUACACAGCGAUGUAGCAAAAUGUAAUUUACUUACAAAAGCAGAGUGAAAAUUUCACUGAAAAAAAAAAACAAAACAACAAAAAACUAUUUACACCAACACACCCAAAAA
This is a messenger RNA of Xiphophorus maculatus (southern platyfish), 6698 nucleotides long. It is a transcript of the gene notum1b, whose product is annotated as palmitoleoyl-protein carboxylesterase notum1a-like. NCBI's taxonomy places the organism in Eukaryota, Metazoa, Chordata, Actinopteri, Cyprinodontiformes, Poeciliidae. The coding region runs from base 3046 to 4611 and encodes 521 amino acids. The transcript is spliced from 11 exons. The record is from RefSeq and is a predicted model, not a curated record. Gene Ontology annotation, molecular function: hydrolase activity.